AUGUCCACUGCUGAUGAAUAUAAACAACAAGGUAAUGCUUGUUUUACCAAUAAAGAUUACGAAGGUGCCAUUGAUUUUUUUACAAAAGCCAUUUCUGCAAGUCCAGAACCAAAUCACGUUUUAUUUUCCAAUAGAUCUGCUUGUUACACCUCCUUGCAAAAGUUUUCACAAGCUUUAAAAGAUGCCGAACAAUGUGUAGAAAUUAAUCCUACUUGGGCCAAAGGUUAUAAUAGGGUGGGUGCUGCUCAAUAUGGUUUAGGCAAUUUAGAUGAAGCUGAAAAAUGUUACAAAAAAUGUUUAGAAUUAGACGCCAACAACAAAAUCGCUAAAGAGGGUUUAGAACAAGUUGAAAAAGUGCAAAAAAGUAGAUUUGAAGAACCAGAUUUAGGUAUUGGUGCUAUGUUUAAAGAUCCUCAAUUGAUUGAAAAGUUGAGUAAAAAUCCAAAAGUUGCCGAACUAAUGAAAGAUCCAAGUAUGGUUGCUAAAUUGAAACAAUUUCAAAGUAACCCAAGCGCUAUGGGUCCUCAAUUGUUAAGUGACCCCAAAUUAAUGCAGGUUCUUGCAGCAAUGAUGGGUGUUGAUUUAAGUAUGGGCAAUGAAUCUAAUUCUUUACCAAAAGAUGACUAUCCUGGUGCUACUGGAAGUACUUCCACAGAAGAAUCUAAAAAUAAAGAAGAAGAAAAAAAACAAAAGCAUGAAUCGGAAAAUGUGCAAGAAACUAAAAAGGAAGACAUCCAAGAGCCAGAACCAGCCGCUGAUCAAGAUAAAUCAAAGGCUGAGAAUUUGAAAGCUGAAGGUAACAAACUAUAUAAACAAAAAAAAUUUGAUGAAGCCAUUGCUUUAUACGAUCAAGCAUGGGAUACUUUCAAAGAUGUUACAUUUUUAAAUAACAAAGCUGCUGCUGAAUAUGAAAUGGGUGAAUAUGAAACUGCAAUUUCAACUCUGACCAAUGCUGUUGAACAAGCCAGAGAGUUAAGAACUGACUACAAAAUUGUUGCAAAAUCAUUUGCACGUAUCGGUAACUCCUAUUUGAAGUUGAACAAUUUGCCAAAGGCCAUUGAAUUUUAUCAAAAAUCAUUGACUGAACACAGAACACCUGAUGUUCUAAAUAAAUUGAGGUCCUGUGAGAAAGAUUUGAAAAAACAGAAGGAAUUGGAAUAUAUUAAUCCCGAAAAGGCUGAAGAAGCUCGUUUGCAAGGUAAAGAUUAUUUUGUCAAGUGUGACUGGCCUAAGGCUGUUGAAAGUUAUACUGAGAUGAUCAAGAGAGCUCCGGAGGAUCCAAGGGGUUAUUCUAACAGAGCUGCCGCAUUGGCCAAAUUAAUGUCCUUUCCAGAGUGUAUUAAAGACUGUGAUAGAGCUAUUGAAAAAGACCCGGAUUUUGUGAAGGCUUAUAUCAGAAAAGCUUCAGCUCAAAUAGCAGUUAAAGAGUAUGCUAGUGCCAUUAAAACUCUAGAUGAAGCAAGGGCUAGAGAUACUAAAGUUAAUAAUGGUUCCAGUGCCCACGAAAUUGAUCAAUUGUAUUACAAGGCUAAUCAACAAAGAUUCCAACCAUCCAAUCCAAACGAAACUCCAGAACAAGCUUAUGCAAGAGCCAUGAAAGAUCCUGAGGUCGCUGCUAUAUUGCAAGAUCCUGUCAUGCAAAGUAUUUUGAGUCAAAGUCAACAGAAUCCAGCUGCCUUAAAUGAGCAUAUGAAGAAUCCAGAAAUUUUUAAGAAAAUCCAAACGCUAGUUGCUGCUGGCAUUAUUCGUACUAGGUAA
This is a messenger RNA of Saccharomycodes ludwigii, 1758 nucleotides long. It is a transcript of the gene STI1, whose product is annotated as Hsp90 cochaperone STI1. The record is from RefSeq and is a predicted model, not a curated record. Lineage: Eukaryota; Fungi; Ascomycota; Saccharomycetes; Saccharomycodales; Saccharomycodaceae. The transcript has a single exon. Bases 1 to 1758 code for a protein of 585 amino acids. Gene Ontology annotation, molecular function: Hsp90 protein binding.